Messenger RNA from Kalmanozyma brasiliensis GHG001, 1575 nucleotides. RefSeq names its product WD40-repeat-containing domain protein. The transcript has a single exon. Lineage: Eukaryota; Fungi; Basidiomycota; Ustilaginomycetes; Ustilaginales. Bases 1 to 1575 code for a protein of 524 amino acids. The record is from RefSeq and is a predicted model, not a curated record. Gene Ontology annotation, molecular function: protein binding.
AUGCAAGCCACAGAAUCGGCAGCUGCCCGAAGUCUCGCCGCCGUCGAUUCGGGCUAUCCGACACCGCCAGAGCUACACGUCGAUGUCUGGAGCGACCGCCUCAAGGCCGGCAACGUCAAAGCGCCACAUCUGCUUGUCAGUCUAGACGGUCCAUCAGAGCGGCUGCUAGAAGCAUCGAAAAGGUCGGUCAACGACCGGGCUCACCGUACGCACAAGGACGCCUCCAAUGACUUUUACCGCAGGGCAUGCUGGGCUCCCGACGGGUCCGCGCUGCUUGCCCUCACAGAAUCACAGCAGAAGCAUGUCAUCGGCUGUAGCAGCGCAGGCAGUCUCGAACCCUGUGUGAGCCUGAACAGCCCAUCACCCCUGCUCGACGCCAUCUGGUACCCUGUGCCUGCCUUGGAAGAGCCGACGGCCGAGCACCACCCUGAUGGACAAGGGGCCGCUCUAAGCGCAACAUGGUGCUUUGCCGAGUCGCAUCGCGACCUGCCAACUCGCCUCACCUCUAGCAGGGAUGGCAGCUCUCGAGCCAACUAUUCGAUCAUGAACCACGUCGAAAAGUUUGUCGGACCUCAUUCGCUCGUCUUCAGUCCCGAUCUAUCACGCCUCUACUGCGGGCUUUAUUCAGCGCUUGCGGUGUUCCCGCUUUCACGACCUGGUCUGAACACCCACUCUCUGAUACCGCUUACAUCGGGCAAAAGGUCAGUCGGGGGCCAGAGAGGGAUCGUAUCAGCGCUCGCAGCUGCGGCACAUCCGAGCGAGCCUUCGCAAGAGCUUGUUGCCGUGGGGACAUUCAGCGGCAAUGUUGCCGUCUACGGUUUUGAUCCGACCACCUUUCCGGAGCCGACCGAACACACAGCAGUGCAGACCACACCCGGCGACGAUGGAGAGCCCCUAGCUCAAAGCUCCUGUCUAGCUGGAUGGCGAGAGGUCGAAGGUGACGGUAUCACACAGCUCAAGCUCCAUCCGCUCACACCGUAUGUGCUGUUCGUCGCAUCGAGGCGCUCGGAUAGUAUCUAUGUCUAUGACAUUCGCUAUCUGAUCGGAGACACGUCGAGGUGGCAAUUCCGACCUUUAGCACAGCCAGCAGGUGGCGUUCGCACAGCUCAUCUGCUCGCGAGGCUGCAGCGACCAGGCGGAUCGAGCAAUCAGCGGCUCUACUUUGACGUCGACUGGGCCGGUCGAUGGCUUGCGACAGGUGACCAGGAGGGUAUCAUCCAUAUAUGGCGUAUCGAUACCGGUCGAUUCACGGAUCAUGCCGAUGUCGAUGGAAAGGACGGACAGGAGCCAGAAGCUCUGGAGUUGACGCCGGAUCUCAGCUGGAAGGCGCAUGGUGAUGCUGUAGGAUCCGUAUCGUUCCACCCGUAUCAGUCGUGGCUUGCAUCUGUCUCUGGCUCGAGGCACUGGCCUGACGUUGCCUCUGAGGACAGCGAGUCGGAAGGAGAAAGCGACAGCGACGCUUCAAGCAGCUCUUUGGAGGCGGAGGCUGCCGAUUGCCGGCGCCGAGCUUGGUCGACGAACGACAGCUCUCUCAAAGUGUGGGACUUUUCCCAUCCUCCGAUACCGUCCUCCUGA